AUGAAACAAAGUCAAAGUAUUGCUGCAGAAAUUGGACAACCUUGCAUUAAUGUAACAUAUGAUCUAGCUAUAGCAAAAAUUGCUAUGCAGGUACAGUCUACAGAAAAACCAGUUUAUGAUAAUUUAUUUGUCCAUUUAGGACCGUUCCACAUCAUGUUAGCAUUGUUUAGAGCAAUUGGAAAAUUUAUUGACGACAGUGGAAUAAUGAAUGUAGCUGUUGAAAGU
Brenthis ino (lesser marbled fritillary) is the source of this 225-nucleotide messenger RNA. The record is from the annotation of a GenBank genome assembly. NCBI's taxonomy places the organism in Eukaryota, Metazoa, Arthropoda, Insecta, Lepidoptera, Nymphalidae.